GACACGGUCGACGGUGCAGUUUUGGUGUUGACUUUGACAUAUAGAACCGUAUCGAAAUUCUGUCGGAUAUCGCCAGCAUGCAGACGAAUUUGAUGAAAAAGCUCUCCCCGAGCGGAGAGAUAACAAUGUAUAUCGCCCAAAGGGAAUUUGUUGACCAUUACAAAAGCGUCGAUCCUAUCGACGGGAUCGUGAUGGUGCCAAUUAGCAAAGCUCACGGCCAGCGUCUCUUUGUGGAAAUUCAACUCCACUUUAGAUAUGCAAGUCUUUCGCCAUUGAAUAUGUUAACUUUUCAUCAGUCGGCAUUUAAUUUAAAAUUAAAACAGGGGGCCGAAGCCGAUGAGUUCUCCAACAUUCCCUUCAAGAAAAUGGUCGUCGUUGCCACGCAAGAGCUCUUCCCUCUUGGCAACAUCCAGCCGUCGACACCUCACGUCUACACCAACUGGCAGACCGCCUUGUGCAAGAAAAUGGCGAAUAUGGAAGGCAUUUGUCCGUUCAAAUUGGAAUUCCCGCAAGGUAGUCCACCGUCGCUGCUGGUGGCCGGCCCUCCGGGUGUGGCUGGCGAGCCUUGCGGACUGACGUACCAAGUUGUCGCCUACUUUUGCACCGAUCCGGCUCUUCCACUAGUCAAAAAAAACACGGUGGGAUUUGGCGUCCGUGUGAUGCAGGAAACGCUGCCCGUCCCUCUGCUUGAGCAACUUUCUUUGGCGCCUACCACUCGGCCGGCCACGCUCGUGUCGCGGCAAUUUCUCCUCUCGCCGGGUAAAAUGCAAAUUGAAAUGUGUCUCGACCGGGCCGUCGUCUACUACGGAGAGAAUCUGACGAUGCGCGUCCAGAUCACCAACAACAGCAACCGGACCAUUCGCAAGAUCAAGUGCAAGCUCUACCAAGUGUCCCAGCUCUCCUUCGCCCAGGGUGAAAGACGGGCGCCUCUCUAUGCCAUGGAAACCACCGAAGGUUGUCCAAUUUCGCCAGGAGCGUCCCUGCAAAAAUCGUACAUCUUGAUGACCAAACUGCAGCCCCAUCGCACCAACGAGAAUUUAGUUUUCGAAGCUUCAGUCAACCGGGGCGACAAAGAGCGACUAUCAGCUACAACCAUCUUUCCUUACACAGAUCCCAAGGAAGGAUUUGCUAUUCUAGUUUCGUACGAGGCAAAGAUCAAAGUGUACAUGGGUGGCAGCCGCCAGUUCCAGUCAGUGCGAUCAACUUUGGGAGAGGUCUCGGCUCGCGUGCCGUUCUUUUUGUUCCAUCAGACGCCGAGAGAAAACAUCGAAAACGAAGAUGACACCGUUGAAGUUCCUAAUAACCAAGUGGUUUCCAAACCGCCUCGAAUGGUCAGAUUGAGUUCAGUGGACAACGAAGCCGGAAAAGAGCCGCCCCUUCUCGUCGAAUGGUAGGAGCUUUGACGUACACAGUCAAACAAA
Molecule: messenger RNA, 1421 nt
Organism: Daphnia pulex (common water flea)
Lineage: Eukaryota; Metazoa; Arthropoda; Branchiopoda; Diplostraca; Daphniidae
Product: phosrestin-2-like
Exons: 10
Coding region: 78-1394 (438 amino acids)
Biological process (GO): G protein-coupled receptor internalization; signal transduction
Cellular component (GO): cytoplasm
Molecular function (GO): G protein-coupled receptor binding
Source: RefSeq, a predicted model, not a curated record